UGAUCUGUCCGGACAAUGCGUGUGAUCCGAGCCCGCCUCCCCCUCCCAAAUUCCAACAUCCAAUCCCCCUCCCAGUCCGUGCGCUAGAAACAUUCGUUUCGACUUCUGGAACGUUGUGCAACGUCCCUGUCAUGCAUCGCAUCGAACUCGUUGGGAUCAAGGCACAGGAUAGGACAGACAGGACAUGGGAUCGCAUUGCGCUGGCUGGAACUUUCCGUGUGGGGACCUGCUUGAGAAGGGAAGAGAAGAAAUACGGAUUUAACGAACGCCUCGUCGCAAAUUGUGGGAUGAGAGAGGGGAUUUGUCAGGACUUUGCAGCAGGUAUGGUGGUUGCGCACUGAUGAGCCUUUGUUUCAGCUAUAUUCCAGUCUGGCUGGUAUCAUAUCAUACUGCGACAAGCAAGCAUGACAAUAUUCCUUUCACUCGAUUUGAUCGAUAUCUUGGUAAGGAGCAGUCUACGGAUACAUCUAUGGAAGGAUACUAUUGGAAGGGGGCCGAAUACCCACUUCCCGCCCCUCCCGAGGUCCCCUCGACCUCGCCUAUCUACCAAGGACGCCUUUGGGAAAGAGGUCCACCAACUCCCACACGCCACAAAGGCAGAGAGAUCCGUCUCCGUCUCCGUCUCUGUUUCAGCAGAACUUCGCCGACGGACAAUACAAUUGGCAGAGCAGAAUUUGGCCCUGGCAUUUUACAAAACUCUUUUUCAAGACGUAGGGCAGGCAGAAGGAUCAAGAAGGAUCAUAGUAUGCUUAAAAUCUGGCGCCAGGAUUCUUACUUGCAACGCCUCCGUCUGGGGAUCUCGUAUGGAACUCCCCAUUCGCGAGCUUUUGUCCCUGCAGGGUGAAGCAGAGUAGUGGGACCCUUCGUUUUCCCUUCGGGGAUACUCUCGCAGGUUUUCUUUACAAAGUACGGACGUAGAU
Messenger RNA from Lindgomyces ingoldianus, 920 nucleotides. RefSeq lists its product as uncharacterized. Lineage: Eukaryota; Fungi; Ascomycota; Dothideomycetes; Pleosporales; Lindgomycetaceae. The transcript has a single exon. Bases 341 to 844 code for a protein of 167 amino acids. The record is from RefSeq and is a predicted model, not a curated record.